AUGGAAGCCCUGGUUUAUGAGAACUCGCCGUUGGCGGAAUAUCUGAGAGGGGAAGGUGAACACGAUCCAGACUGGCCGGUCCAGGAAACAAAGAGCGAGGAUGAUCCCUUCGACUCACCAACUUCAGACUUUGCCCCGCGGGGCACUUCAAAAUUCCAAGAGCGCAUCCGAAACAAGCUACCCAAACCCCUGGAACUGAAAUCCUCGCGACAGAGGGCAGUUUUGGGUAAACUCUACGAUGCCUGUGCAACCGCCCUGAACUCGCGAGUCGGACGAAGCGACAAUGAAAGAUUCCUAGAGCAGUUUGGAUACGUUAUCGUCGCAUCGCAGUUGUUGAAUGAACACAGUGCACCCUCGUAUACGUCAGCCGCAGACGUACUAUCCAACUCGAACCCCGUCGACCUUCCUUCGCUUUCCACAACCUUUGGCGUGCAGGGUGCCGUUGUCACAGCAUCGACGUCCUUCUCGAUCGCCUGGCUGGUACACUGGAGUCGAUCUCGGACGGGGUCCGGAUUCAACCCUCGGAAAGUCGGUGUACUUCUGGUCCUUGUCCCAGUGCUUGGGGUCCUGUUCUAUGCUUUUGCCAGACGCCAGUGGCUCAAGUACCUGCGGCAUCAGGCUGUUGAUGCGGCUGUGGUAUUCAUAAGCAAUGCGCAGUCAUUCGAUUCCGCUGCUUCGGCAUCAGUCGUUUUCAUACAGGAGGUCGAGCUGGUCUCACGGGGUUAUCGCAUAAGCACGCCCUUGCCUCCCCGUUACUUACAGGCGCAGCACAUAUUGCAACCACUGACAGACAAUGGCAAUCUCGCCAAGUACCACGACAUUUACGAUGUCUCACUAGAAGAGCUUACCGAAGCCGAGACCGCCUUGGCUGAACGGGAGACAGAAGACCAAUACUCAUUACGUGCGCUUCGCACCCUUUUCGGAAGGCUAUACAACGUGAGAAAGAGCAUUCUUUGCUGUCUCCUAGCCCUGGGUGCCGACGGUGGCGGAUCCGACAUCGUCAGAUGGAGCACGGCUAUUGAGCAGAUGCGGGAUCUUACUCAAGUCACGGGAGCGAAUACCCGCAAGAUGGCCAGCAUUCUCAGUGAAGAUGACCGUGACGUGAUUCCUCCUUCGCCGCUGCCUACAGCCUCUCCUAACAGGGAGAAUCUCCGUACUCAAUAUCGAAAGCUCAAUACACUUACUCAAGGCAUUCGCGCCCUUCACGCAAAAAUGCAUCUGAUCAGAGAGCUGUCCACUGCCUCAGAGCCUACCGACACGGAAGAACUCGAAGCAACUAUUCUUGCCCAAUACGAAUCAAUCGGAACGGACAUAAGAGGCCUACUUCACGAAUGGGAGGCUGGAAAAGCUGCUCUGAUGAGUAGCAUCGACAAGCGAUCCUCGGUAGAUCAUAUGUCGCGCCCGCCCAGCGGGUUGAAGCUGCCAUUGUCCCCGACACCCAGCCUUGGCGGUGCCACCGCGGUAGAGGGAAGCCCAGCAGAUGCGCUCCGGGCGCUGAAUGGCGAUAUCAAGCCAGACCCUAGCAUUAUCCAGAGUGUCGACGAAGAUGAGGAGAUAUUCGAAUCCAUAGUUCUCCCGUCCCGCAAUAAAAGGGUGUCUCUGACCAGGGAAGAGCGCAUUGCCCGUGUCAAGGAAGACCGGGCGAAACAGGCUGCUGCACGCGAACGAGCGGACGCGAACACCAGCAUGCUGAAAGAGCUCGAAAUGGUCAUCAAGCAAAGACCUCGAACGACAGCUUCAAAGAGGGUCACGAGUAUCUAA
Messenger RNA from Aspergillus lentulus, 1761 nucleotides. RefSeq names its product proliferating cell nuclear antigen. The record is from RefSeq and is a predicted model, not a curated record. Gene Ontology annotation, cellular component: PCNA complex. Gene Ontology annotation, biological process: regulation of DNA replication; translesion synthesis; leading strand elongation. NCBI's taxonomy places the organism in Eukaryota, Fungi, Ascomycota, Eurotiomycetes, Eurotiales, Aspergillaceae. Gene Ontology annotation, molecular function: DNA polymerase processivity factor activity; myosin binding; DNA binding.